UCGGUUCACCCUGCAAUUCGUGCCUGUAGGUGCCACCUCGAACAACGCUCGAAAGUGCCAGUAGUGGAAGCAGUAGUCGUGAAACACCACCCAACAGAGCAACAGGAUGGCUUUCAACAAGGACGAAAUGAACGCACCGAGCUGGAUGGAUUGCGCCUUUUUCGAGAAGGUGUUGCGCCACUCGGAGCGUGAUAGUACGAUCGUGGUGAAGGAGUUUCGUGUCCUGCCGGGUACCAAACCGGGAGAUCACUUUGCGAGCGUGAUCUUUCGUGUGCUUGUACGCCACGAUAAAGCCGCCGACGAGGUGUCACUGAUCGUGAAAACGCUCCCGGCCGAGGAUGGGCUCAAGAAGGACAUCCUCAAGGAUGGGUACGUUUUCGAGACGGAAACGCUCAUGUACACGACCAUCGUGCCCGCGAUGCACCAACUGCUGCGAUCCGUUGACGAUCCCACCGUACUUGGCGCGAGACUGCUCUACCACGAAAAGCACCCUGUAUGGGUCAUGGUGUUCGAAGACAUUACCAAACUAGGAUUCGAGAUGAAGUCGGCACAAUUGGAUUUAUUCGAAACCAAGGUGAUCUUUUCUAAGCUUGCCCGCUGGCAUGCGGCUUCCAUGGCACUCGUCGAUACGCUUCCGGAAAUGAAAACCCUAACCAAAGGCGUGUACGUCCUGUUCGAGGAGAACCAAGAAUUCCUCAACAUGUGGAAAAGCAAUCUGGAGCUGCUCUCCUCGAUCGUGCUGGAUUUGCCCGGUCUUGCGCAAUUCUCCGAACGGAUUCGCACUGUGAAGGACAAAAUCUUCAAAAAAGCCUCCAGCAUCUACACCUUCGAUCCGACAUCAUGCUUGCACGUGUUGAACCACGGGGACUGUCACUUCAAAAACAUGAUGUUCAAACGGACCAAUGGAAUGCUGGACGACAUCAUGCUGCUUGAUUUUCAAAUGAGCGUUUGGGGCACGCCUGCGAUCGAUCUCAUUUAUGCGUUGUACAACAGUGCGUCGAUCGCGACCCGCGAAGGACACCGCGACGAGCUCAUCAGCUUCUACCAUGCGCAGCUCGUGGAGUGUCUUGGCAAGUUUGGUUACCUCCGCAAAAUGCCAACGCUGCUCGAGAUUCAUAUGGAAAUCCUGAAAUGUGGACACUUAGAGUUUCUGCUGGCAGCCACCUUUGUACCGUUCAUGUGCGUAGAAAUGAGCGAGUUCAUGGAUAUACCCGAGGACGGUGAAGGAUUCGAAGUAGACUUCGCGGACACUGAAAAGAUGCUCGAAAGCUUCAGGAAGUGUUUCCUUACGCCAGUCUACGUUGAGUACAUCACAAAAGCCCUCCCCAAGUUCGCCCACAAAGGACUGCUAGAGUUGAACUGAGCGGAGCACCCGAAAGGUUCAAAAACAUUACUUUUAGACCUAAUCGGAAGGACUAUGUAUUAUAUUCAUUCAGUGGGAUCAUCGAAGGAACUCUUUUGUAUUAUGUUGCAUGGAAUAAAAGCUCCCUCCAGGCGUUAUUAACCAAUA
This is a messenger RNA of Anopheles nili, 1510 nucleotides long. RefSeq lists its product as uncharacterized. The record is from RefSeq and is a predicted model, not a curated record. The transcript is spliced from 5 exons. The coding region runs from base 107 to 1363 and encodes 418 amino acids. NCBI's taxonomy places the organism in Eukaryota, Metazoa, Arthropoda, Insecta, Diptera, Culicidae.